AUGUGGACGAGAGCUGCCACGACGGGCGUGAGCUCCGCUUCGUAUGGGCCACUGGCAACUGCGAGACUUGAACACCGACUAUUCAUUCAGGAGCGCCACGAUUUUAACUUCAAAUGGGGCUUUGGUGUGGACCCGCAACACCGUGUUGAACACAGACAACACGGGUACUGUGUUGAACUGUCCUGGAAAGAGCGGGGCUGA
This is a messenger RNA of Phytophthora nicotianae INRA-310, 201 nucleotides long. RefSeq lists its product as hypothetical. Bases 1 to 201 code for a protein of 66 amino acids. The record is from RefSeq and is a predicted model, not a curated record. The transcript is spliced from 2 exons. NCBI's taxonomy places the organism in Eukaryota, Oomycota, Peronosporomycetes, Peronosporales, Peronosporaceae.